GCCGCUACAGCCUGCGCGAGCCGUUCGCGCCCGCUGCUCCCCGGGCCCGGGCACGAUGACCAGCGGCCAGGAGUGUCAGGAUGUGCAGGGCAGUGGUGAUGAUGUUUCCUCUUUAAAAGCAAAAGUAGAAAGUUAUGGCACUAGAGAGGAUGACUCUGCUCAAGAGUGUAAAUCAGGAGAUGACAGUUCUGAAAAUAACUCUGAAAGUAGCUCUGAAAGUGAGUCAGAUACUGAGGAGACAGAUAUAAGAAAAUCAGAUGAAGAAUUGGAAAAGAAUGAAUUGCUGCCACCUGUUGAAUCAGAGGCUCAUAGCCAGUUUCGUUGUGAACAUGUCAAGACUGAACAUAACCAGAAAGAGCAAGUGACCCCCAGAAAACUUUCCAGAGGACAAUUUUGGUUGAAGCUGGAGGCAGAGGGAACUUACCAAUGUACUGUUACAGGCUUGAUUUUCGAUGUAACCAAGGCUGCUGUAAUCAAAUAUUCUGUGUUGUCUUGGAGCAAAUAUGCUGAUUAUGUUAAAAAACCAUGGAUAGUUGGUGGCCCUAUAUUUGAUGUCAGUUGUGACUCAGCCUCUGUUCUUACUUGCAUUCAGUUCCCACAUUCCCUCAGCCUAAAUGAUCAUGAAUCUGACAUGACAUUCAAAGUUUUACAUAUUAAAAGUACUGGUCCAGCAAUUGAGCCUUCUGUUGAUCAUUCAAUGACGCAUGUCAAAUGGCAUGUGAGUUCUCUCUCUCCAGUAGGACCGGUUAUUCAAACACAAGAGCCAGUACAUUACAAUGGGGCUGUAAUUUUAUACAAAGUUGUCAAUAAUCACCCUUCCUUAUCAUUUCGUGUGUAUGUAGCAACAAACAAUGAUUCAUUUAUAAAGGAUAUCUCGAAUGCAGUAAAACAUUCUGAUAAGAAAUUCAUCAAAAUUGACAAGCCCCCAGUUUGUAAAAAACAACUACAAGAUGGAAAGAGAUACAGAUUAAUUAGUGAAUCAGAAGCUGAAAUAACUCCUGAGGAAAUUGAAUUUGUUGAUGGCUCCCUCUUAAAAUUAAAAAGUUAUUUUGAAGUCUACUUGGAGCAACCUAUGGAGUUUACAUUAUCUUUGAUUGAACUCGAGUCUGAAGAAAUUGUCUGGAAAGCAAAACUAAGAGAAUGUGACUGGAUACUACAUGACCAGAACAAGAAUGAGCGGAAAAGAAACACAAUCAGUAACAGAAGACGGAAAUCAAGCAACAGCCUUUCUGACGAAGAAUUUUAUAAUAAAAGGCUAAAAGGGUUAAAUGUUAAAUUGGCCUCCACAAAUCUGACCACAGAAUUUAUGGGGACAGAAACCUUCAUUUGUGGGUGCAGAAGGCAUCAAUAUACCUCAUUUUUAGGAACAAAUGUUUGCUUGUAUGACCAUAGGUUGAUGCUAUAAAUUAGGUGAGUGUGUACAUCAAGACAAAAGAGCUGCUUUUGAAGAAUUUUUGCUAUUGUGCUGGAUUUAUUUUUCCAGAAGAACUCUCCACCCACGACUGGGACCAGAUCUUCCCAAAGUUCAGCUCCUAUUCUGGCAUCUGAAAGUAGUAGCCUGAUUUUUCAGAAGUGUUCAGCACCCAGUAGGUCUCAUUGAGAAGUCAAUGGGACUCAAGCACACGCUUAUGUAUUUUGCUGAAUCAGGGCCGUAAUUCAAUAGGUUCCAAUGUCAGAUGCUCCUGCUGCUACUGGAUAUGCUAACAGAUAAGAGGUUGCACGGAUAAUUCUACAUGCCUCUAAGAAUCUUAGCUUUAUUUUUCUUCCAAACAUAUUGCUAAAAUUUCAGCCUUGCUGGCUUUCCUAAUGGUUACUCUGAGAAAUUAUAGACAUGAUUGGGUUAAUUACCAAAAUGUCAUACAGAGGAAUAUCAUAUUACAGUAGACACUAUUCAAAAUUGUACAUUUGGAUCCAGUUUCUGUUUUCAAUUUCAUAUAUAUAAAGUUUUAGCUCAGAACUUUACAUUACAUUUUUAACCCCUGCUUUACAGUGUUUGAAUUCUGUCCAGGAAAGGGAUACAUCUUUUGCUUCCAGUACCUAUUUCUGGAUGGUCAGCUCAUCCAAAGAAAAUGAUGAUGUUUGAAUAAGGUGAUAUUCAAGAAAUGCAGAAAGAAUCAGGUUUCAUUUGCAUGUCAAUGGUAGGCUCUCUCUAUAGUUCUGUGUGGUGGCUUUUAGCCACUAGAGGGAGCUAUUUAAUCAUUUAAAAACUUCAUUUACAGUAUUUUAUAAAAUGAUCCAUUGAAAUAGAAAUCUGAUUAGACCAUUGAGGUUCUGACUAGAUAGAUAUAACCAUGCCGGUUGUGACUUCUUACUAAAGUAAUUAUUACAAAAGUAUACUAAUCAUCGUUCUCUGUAAGCAGUAGCACACUUUAAGAUAGACAGUUAUGCUAGAUACCUGCGUUUUUCAGGUGAUUGAAGGAACUUGGCUUGCAGUUUAAUGCUGCAUAUGCAUCUGAAGUAUCUGGUUAUUCUGUAUAACAGCAUAUCUAGAUGUUUCAGAUUUGUGCAUUUUUUCCACUAGACAAGUAGCUGUUUAUGAUCAGAAAAACUUUUCAAGUCCUGGGAAUGAAAACUAAAUUUAAGAUAUUUUUGCAACCUCGGACGUUUUGCACUUCUUCUUCAUGUGACUUUUCAUCACUCCUGACUCUUACUUUGCUUGUCUUGUCAGUUCCUAUACUGCAUGGUAAGCUAGCAAGUCAGUACAGUUUUCAUUAGUCAGCAUUAUAGCAGCAUCAAUAAAACAAGUGAAAAUGCAGCUUCAGCUCACUAACGAAUAUGAUCACCUUUGUCGUAUGUCUUCUUGUUGCAGCUGAUUUGUAUCCUGUGUGUUUUUUAGAUGGAACUAAAGCUAAAACUACGUUAACUGAUCAGCAACUGAUGACUCUUGCAAAGAAGAUGGGUAAAGAUUGGA
Molecule: messenger RNA, 2911 nt
Organism: Terrapene triunguis (Three-toed box turtle)
Lineage: Eukaryota; Metazoa; Chordata; Testudines; Emydidae
Product: NACHT, LRR and PYD domains-containing protein 1b allele 5-like
Exons: 15
Coding region: 56-1405 (449 amino acids)
Biological process (GO): regulation of DNA-templated transcription elongation; mRNA export from nucleus; signal transduction
Cellular component (GO): THO complex part of transcription export complex
Molecular function (GO): protein binding
Source: RefSeq, a predicted model, not a curated record